Molecule: messenger RNA, 989 nt
Organism: Cantharellus anzutake
Lineage: Eukaryota; Fungi; Basidiomycota; Agaricomycetes; Cantharellales; Hydnaceae
Exons: 3
Coding region: 281-520 (79 amino acids)
Source: RefSeq, a predicted model, not a curated record
CCUCGAUCAAUACAACUCUCGUUUACGAGUGCCCAGACGCCAAUGAAUGUCGAAAUAAUAGGCAUCCUCAUCGUUGUGGUUUUGAAGGUGAGAAGCAACGAAGAUCACACAGGUGGACAGCAUCCUGUAUGGGCGAAGAAAUACGCUUUCCUGUUUUUGAGCCCACUCGUGAGCCCUUGACGAAAGGGGAAACAUUGACACUUAAAGUGGCAAUCUUCGCCAAAGGGACGAAACGCGUAUACGAGAUACUGUGAAGGGAGGUCAGCAUGAAUAAAAUGCUAUGCACUGGAGAGUUCGAUGGCUUGUCGUCAGCUUCGUAUGGUCACUAGAGCGUGUAUGGCCAAUGGUUAUACGAUACGCUGGGUGCUCGCCUGCUGCAAUGAUAUCCUUGAUACUUACCUGGAAAGACUCAGUCCCUUGCACGGAGGCCUUCGAAGAUCAGUUCAGCCUCACGUCUUUCAAGAUCACCAUUGCCAAGGUCCAGAACCCAUCCACUCAUCCCCGCCAUCCCCACGUCUAGUUCUCAGCCACCAUCUCCCUUCGCUAGCACCAUGCGCCCGCCGCCAGGUUCUAUGCCUCAAGGGACAGGUCUUGCCCCACCUACGAGUCGAGUCUCACGCCACACCGUAACAAACACUCUUCACCCCCUCACCAAACGUCACUAUCCAUGCUGCCAGCUCAUAGUGACACCACUUUAUCGCCUCGACCUCUUCUGAUCCGUAUCGGGAAUUGUCGUCUGACAAUGCACCAGGGACCCCACUGCAAUACCAAGUAUCUUACGGCCCAGGAACCAAUGAUACGUAGGGAGAGAGGAUUUUUUCGUUAGGAGGCGGUGGUAAGAGGAAGACGCAGGAUUGACUAGAAGGCUGAUGGAGAAGGAAGAAGAGGGGCAAGGAAACCAAUUGGCGGCGUAGCGAACAACCCACGCCUGCUGUGUAGAUACAAUGGGACAGUGCAGUUGCAAGAUUUUAUGUAACCAUACUCCCGUU